This is a messenger RNA of Iphiclides podalirius (scarce swallowtail), 1671 nucleotides long. NCBI's taxonomy places the organism in Eukaryota, Metazoa, Arthropoda, Insecta, Lepidoptera, Papilionidae. The record is from the annotation of a GenBank genome assembly.
AUGAAGUUAAAGCGAACGAGAACAUCAAAAUCUACGUUGUCAGAGAAAAUAGCCGAUGCUCUCACGGUUAAGCCUCGAGCGGACAUUGAAGAUGAUCACGUAUUCAACUCAAAACCAAAAACACUAUCACGUGCAGAGUUUAGUUCUUCCGACAGCGAAGAUGAUGCGAUUAUAAGCGAUUUCAGAAAAAGAAACGUCAACUUGUUAAGUGAAGUUAGUAAAAAAUACGAAGGACAAGUGGUAUCACGGAAAGACUUGACGGAAGACACUGAAGCUGUGGGUUCUAAUGAUGAAAAUUUAUCUGGCGACGAUCUUUUAGACGGUCCUUAUGAAUCUGCUGGAUCCGAAAGUGAUGAUUACAGCAUAAACAAAGAUCAAAAGCAAUCAGCGAUGGGACAUAGAGAGGAACUGGAUGAAAGAGAAGAUAGUGAAUCUGAUGGAGAAGGAAAUGAUGGCAGUGACAACUAUAAUGAUGAUGAUGAUGAUAAUGAUGAUGAUGACGAUGAGAAUGAAGCAUACGACAUUAGCCAAAUGGCGGAGCCUGUAAAAGAGAACUUUGAGCAUAUGAGAAAACAAAAUAUUUCUGAAGAAGCUAAAAAGGGUGUAUGUGUUAGAAAUCAAUUGUUGAUCUGGGAAGGUCUCUUAGAAAUGAGAAUUCAUUUACAACGGUGUAUGAGCACUGCUAACAAAAUGCCAAUGAGUGAAACUUAUGCUGAAUUAAAACAGAACAUGGAGUUUGCAAAAGAAAGUAAUGAGACUGUGAACAAUGUUGCAAUAGUGUUAGAAAAAAUGUUAACAAUACAGAAUACUUUAUUAAAAAACUUUCCUGAAACCAAAACAUUGUCAUUGAAAAAACAAGGUACUGCUUUAAUUGUUCAAAAGAAGACUAAUGAAGGAAGCGAUGAGGAGAUACCAAGUGAUACGGAUAAUGAAGAAAUACCAUCAGACACUGAUGCUGAGGACGAACCUGCAAAAGAAACCCAAAAGUUAGAAAAACACAAAACAAAAAAGCGUAAAAUUGAAGACUAUGAAAAGGAAUUGAACAUGUCUCAUAAAGCUUUCAAAUCAUUUAGAGAUAUGACAAUACAAAAAUGGAAUGAAAAGACUCGAAUUGCUACAGCUGCAAAUAUCAAGACUGCUCCCACUAAUACUAUACUCCAACAAAUAUCAUACAUACUAUCUGAUAGAAACAAACUUAUCAGGCGUACACAAUUAAAAAGAUCAGAAUAUGAUAUUAUUGGCUACAAAAAAGAUUUGUCUAUGGAAGAAUCUAAAGAGACAUGUGACGAAAAUCUAGCUAUAAGAGAUCGAAAGGAAAAUGAUGAAUAUAUUUCUGAAAUAUUUGAUGACAGUGACUUUUAUCACCAGCUAUUGAGGGAAUUAAUUGAAUGUAAAUCGGCUGACAUUUCGGACCCAGUACAGCUUAGUCGUCAAUGGAUCGCGUUGCAACAAAUGAGAAGUAAAAUGAAAAGAAAGGUCGACACAAAGGCGACUAAAGGAAGAAGAAUAAAAUAUGUGGUGCACAAUAAAUUAGUCAAUUAUAUGGCUCCCGAGAAAUCAGUACUAUGGACCGAUGAGAGCACUAAAGAAUUGUACAGCUCAUUGUUUGGUAAAAUGUUUGAACAGAACAAUUUAGGCUUGAAUGUUAAUUUAGAAAAUGUAAAAAUAAAA